Molecule: messenger RNA, 1553 nt
Organism: Drosophila ananassae
Lineage: Eukaryota; Metazoa; Arthropoda; Insecta; Diptera; Drosophilidae
Gene: AsnRS-m
Product: probable asparagine--tRNA ligase, mitochondrial
Exons: 5
Coding region: 74-505 (143 amino acids)
Biological process (GO): asparaginyl-tRNA aminoacylation; phosphorylation
Cellular component (GO): mitochondrion
Molecular function (GO): kinase activity; nucleic acid binding; phosphotransferase activity, carboxyl group as acceptor
Source: RefSeq, a predicted model, not a curated record
GAAGUGUUGGAAAGCGAUAUUUCUCGGUGGUGAAAAAUAGUGAAAAAGGCGGCGGAAACAAUUUACCUUUUAAAUGAUCAAAGCUUUAAAUCUGAAAACUAGCCAACCUAGAUCCAGAAGUAACUCGCAACGAAUAGCCCAGGUGGCCAAGUCUAGCAAGCCAGGGGACUCAUUAAGUAUUCAGGGUUGGAUACGUAACGUUCGCAAACUGAAGAGUCACACAUUUCUAGACAUCAACGAUGGAUCCACAAGUACUAAAUUCCAGGUGGUGGUGCCCAAGACUCCGGAAAACCAGCAUCUAGCGCCCGGCAGUGUAAUAUCGGCGGAGGGACAAAUCCAGGUGGCUCCUAAUGGCAGCUAUGAAUUGCAUGCGAGUCAUGUGGAAACGCUGGGUAAUUGUCUGAUGGACAUCUUCAAGAAGGCUAUCCCUUCGCACCAAAACAAAAGCUUCCGCCGGAGUACGUCAGAGAGCACCUUCAUCUUCGUUCCCGCGUGGAUUACAUAGCUGCUCAGAUGAGAAUCAGACAUAAGGCCCAAAAAGCCAUUCACGACUACAUGGAUGAGCUUGAUUUCGUUCAGAUCAAUACUCCCCUCCUGACCACCAAUGAUUGCGAGGGAGCGGGAGAGGUAUUUCGGGUUCAACCGGACUCCGAGGCGUUGUUGAAAACUAUGGCCAAGCCUAAUGUUCCUGCCGAGCAGAGUUACUUCGAUGAAAAGGUUUUCCUCAGCGUAUCCGGCCAAUUGCACCUGGAGGCCAUGACCUAUGGCUUGGGAAACACUUACACCUUCUCCCCAGCAUUUCGAGCUGAGAACUCUAAAUCUCCCCUCCAUUUGGCGGAAUUCUAUAUGUUUGAAGCAGAGCUCUCCCAUCUAAAAGAAGUGGACAAGUUAGCCGCAUUUAUUGAGCAGAUGCUCAAGUCAAUAACGACUAGGUUACUGGAAUCGAGCUCAGAUGAUCUUAACUUCUGCCAGCGAAACGCCAACGCAUCCUCUGACCUAGCCUGGUUGAAUGUGCCGUGGAAGAUAGCCAGCUACGACGAAGCUCUCCAAAUCUUGCAAGACAAUGCGGAUAGCCUGAAAACGCCCAUUAGCAUUCAGGAUGGGUUCUCCAAAGACCAGGAAUUAUUUUUAGUUUCUCACUUCGCUGCUCCAGUUUUCGUUGUGGAUUGGCCGGCUCAGCAGAAACCCUUUUACAUGAAAGUUUCAAGAAGUAACCCUAAUAGAGUCCAUGCUUUGGAUCUCUUGAUGCCCGCUGUAGGAGAGCUGUGUGGUGGAAGCCUCCGCGAAAGUGAUCCAAGCGUUCUAAGUUCCCAUCCACAGCUGCCGAAAAAUCUUUCCUGGUAUGUGGACCUUCGAAAGUACGGCGGAGUCCCAACUGGAGGCUUUGGAAUGGGCUUCGAACGUUACUUGCAAUUAGUUACAGGCGUUAAAAAUAUCAGGGAUGUAAUACCCUUUCCCAGAUAUCCUCAUAGCUGCAAGAUGUGAUCUGUUCUACGUGCAAAAUAUUUUGGUCUUUAUUAUUGAAAAUGUAAUAAACUUUUAUUACUUAAGAA